Messenger RNA from Eupeodes corollae, 4307 nucleotides. RefSeq lists its product as uncharacterized. Bases 2110 to 3162 code for a protein of 350 amino acids. The record is from RefSeq and is a predicted model, not a curated record. The transcript is spliced from 6 exons. NCBI's taxonomy places the organism in Eukaryota, Metazoa, Arthropoda, Insecta, Diptera, Syrphidae.
GAUGCGGUCUAAACAAUAAUAUUUACGCGAAAAAAAUCCGAGAAGCCCGGAGCCGGCCGGUGUUGGUUUGAGUUUUCAAUGAAAGUUAAAUUUCAAAAAAUUAAUAAAAAUAACACACAAAUCGAUCAACAGCUUCCGCAGAUGGAUGGUUCAAAAAAGAAGAAGCAAUAGAUACAAGAUACAUCUGCAAUUGUUUAUUAUCAUUGUGUUUUUUUCCGAAAAGAUUCUGAUAUAGUUAGUGAGUUGGAAGCGGCUCCUCUCAGCUGAGUUCCAGCGUCAUCAUCAUCAUUCUCAUCAUCAUCGGGUUUAUUGCUUGCUCGUCGAGUCGACCGUUUGUCAUUUAUUCAAAAUAAUAAACAUCCCGGGAAACUACGGCUACGACUACGACUUCGACUACGACUACAAGUAGAAAGACACAGGAAGAAGGAGAAGUAUCUCAUAAAAAUUUAAGGGGCAGCAGAUCUCUAAACUAAAGUCGGUGGUGUUGGGGUUACAGUACCCAAGACAAAAGACGUGGAUAACGAGGCAGGCGGCCACGGCCAACCCUCUCGAGAAGAAAAGAGCAGAGUGUGCGCCUGCCCUGCAGUUGGCAACAUACAACAGUAUAACACCAAGCACGGAGGUGGUGGACGUUGUCUUUCAACCAACUGCCGGCAUACUAGUUUCGGAUUCAUUCUCAACAACACCAUCAUCGUCGUCGUCGUCGUCUUCGUCGGAGUUUCUGUCGUGUUUUGUGGCGCUCGCUCGAAGUCUUUUUUUUCUUUUUGAAUAAUAAUUCGCCCUCUUUCACAAUAAUUUGUGAUAUUUCCACCCCAAGUGAUACACUUUUCCGUUCGGUGAAAACAAGCAAUCGGGAGCGGGGAACUCUGUGCGCGAUUUUGAUUAGGGCAUCUUCAUCCCCGUCUUCAUCCUCAGCGCUCGCUUUCGUCGUUCUUGCGGAACCGACCGACCAUCCAUCGACUAUUCUUCUUCCUCGGCAAUCUCGGUAAAGCAAUUCAGGAACACAAAUCUCGACUAGUGUUACAAGCACUCGAACAAGUCAGCCAGCAACAACUAUAGGACGCGGUAGUCUAAGACUCUAAGAAGCUAAAACAAGACAAAUUGUUGAACAUUUUUCAAAAAAAAGCAAAGAAAUAUUCAAUCCAUCGUCGUCGUCCGCUGCUGCCAACCAACCCAUCAGAUACAUUUUGGAUCUGUUCGGCUCCUCAGCCUCAGAACCAAUAUGAUGGGGACGAAGACGACGUCUUGUUGUUCUCGGGCUAUGAAUAUCGCGUUUUGUUGAAGAUAUCAUUCAAGAAAACUGCCAAAUAAAUACGUUACGCCUGGUGGCAGUGUCUCCAUCUGUCUAUGUGUCGGGUCGGAUUUUGUGUAUAUUAUUUUGUUAUUAGUUUUUUUGUUUUUGAUAUAUUGACAUCCUUAAUUCGAAUGCAUGGAUAAAUUAAUUGCGCAUGAAAGUCGAACUAAUUAAUGUUUAACAUAUGAGAGCAUCUAAUUCAAGCUCAAGUCCAAGGCGGCUGCUACGAAAACGUCUUCAAAAGCAACAACACCAACAACAGUGUAGCUGAUAAAUAUACUCGUAAUAAUAUUUAGUGAUAAAUUUAUUUUGAAUUUUAUACCAACAUCACCGUUAAUUUCUUCGUCCUCAUCGUGGCUCUCGUCGUCACUCGUGAGGUUAUAAAAUUUAACUAUUUCUUUUUUUGUCGGUUUGUUCAUAUUCAAGCGAUUAUUUGUGUGGUCGAGUUUUUGAGAUACGAAAAAAAUAUCUAAUCUUUGAAGAAAACCACAUACUUAUCUGACAUAAUGCAAUUUAAUAUUAAUUUUACACACUAAUAACCCAACGGAUAGUUUUUGAGAGUGUCAAAAAGUUUUAAUUGCAAAAUAAAAAUUAUACAUAAAUCAGCGUGUGGAAGUUUUCUUUUAGUGCAUAAUGUUGUUGUUAGAUUGAAAAGAGCAACAGCAGUCCAAAACUGUAUUUCACACAUAAAAAGUUUCUGCUGGUGGUUAAAAUAAAUUGAAAAUAUAAAAUAUAAGGAAGAAUUAAAGAGUGUUAGUUUAAAAAUUGUUGAGUGUUUUUUUUUAUCUGUUAUUUUCUUUUUGUGAAAUAAUAUAAUGAAACAUUUAAAAAAUAUUAAAAUGGCGUUCUGGACAAGAAUAUCAACAUUUGGAUUACUUCUGUUGCUGGUUUCGUGUUUUGAUUUCAUAGAUGGAGCCCUUCGGAAUGUCAGCCUUAUUGUCGAACCACCUGCCGUACGAAAGGGUCAACAUGCAACAUUACGAUGUUUAUACGACCUCAGUGGGGCUCCCCUCUACUCGGUAAAGUUUUACCGUGGACAAUUAGAGUUUUACCGUUAUACACCUGGUGAAAUUCCAAACACCAAAGUUUUUCCAUUUCCCGGGCUUUCAGUUAUUAUUCCCAUGUCAAAUGCCAGUCAAGUUGUUAUACGAAAGGUUGGUUUCGGUUUAUCCGGAAACUUUUCGUGUGAAGUAACAGCGGACGCACCACUUUUUUCAACAGCAACAGCGUUUGCUAAGCUUCAAGUUGUAGAAUAUCCUGAAAAACGUCCCAUGCUCUUUACCGAACACAAUCGAUAUGAGCCGGGUGAUGUUCUACGGGCAAACUGCAGUACUCCUCCAUCGAGGCCAAGAGCUGAAUUGAAAUUCACAAUCAAUAAUAUGGUGGUGUCUUCCGGAGAAACAGAAUACAUCAAGACGGUUGACAAUUUAAUGGCCUCGAGGAUAGGUUUAAAACUACAAUUGCAGGCCAUUCAUUUUACGGGCGGUAGUCCUUCGUUAUUAAAUGGUGGUAGCAGUGGUAGCGGCAUCAAUGGAGGUAGUAUAAAUGGUAAUCAAAUGCUGAAUUCUUUACACAACAAUCAGCUGGGCAGUGGUAAUCCAACUGGAGGCAGUUUGGUCCUUCGAUGUACAGCUCAGAUUGGUGACUUGUACCAGGAAUAUAAGGAAAUAGAGCUGGGGACACCGCAAAGGGAUCCAAUUCCAGCAAGAGUUACACUAUCAUCCGGGUCCGGCUUGAAAAGUUUCUUCAACUUGUAUUUUUCAUCGUCCUCAUCCUCACCAUCAACAUUGCAGUCAAAGUUGCUGGCAAUCAGUAUAGCUUCAGGUGUAAUUGGAAGUUUUCAUUGGCUGCAAUACAGAUAUAGAUAGUUAAAUUUAACUUUGAAUGCUUUAAAUUAAUGCGUAUUAAAAACAAAAUAAUAUUAAACAAAAAUAAUAAUGUAUAAGAAAACUAUGUUCAAAUGUGAGUAAAUAAAUGAGGAUAUGAUGAUUUUAAAAGAAAUAUUUAUUUAAAAUGAUAGAAGAAACUAAACUAAUUUUUCUAGAAACUUAAAUAUUACGAUAGCAAACAAAAAAGAAAGAAUAACUAUAAUGAUGUAUGUUCGUUGACUAAAUUUAAAUAAAACCUUAAAUAUUGAUUAUAUUUGAUAUAUUUAUAAGAUAGAUAUAUAAAUAAGUCACGUAUGUCUCUAGUUAAAAUAUUUUAAUUUAAAACAAAAUAAAUUUGUAUGUGAUUUAAUCAUAUUAAUUUUUGAAUUUGUGUGUAAAUAAAAAAAUUGCAAAUUAAUUUCCCACGAUGUUAUGAACAAAAAAUAAAAAAACAUUAUUCAAUUUAGAAGUUUUAUUGGCUUAAUUUAAAUUCAUGGUAAUAGUUGCAAAUAUAAAUUUUAUCUAAUGCAUAUAUUUAUUGUUUAAUUUAAUAUGUAAAUAUUUAUAUUGUAGGACGUUUAUUUUUGAAAAUGUUUUUAAGCCUCGACUUCUGGGUCGCGUCUUAAAAUAUAUUUUAAUUUUACAAAUAAAAAUUACAUAGUUUGGAUACGUAAUAUAAUUAAAUAAAUUUAAAAUAAAUUCUUUGGAUUUAAGGAAAUAAAAUAUUUAUUAAUGCCUUUAAAUGAAUUUUUACAAAAAUCUAGUAAAUAUAAAUUAAUUUAGAAUGUAAAUUAUAUCUUAAUCAUAUUAAUAAUAAUAAUUUAAUUAUAAUCCUUAAAAUUAUGUAAAUAAAUUAAAGAACACAAAAUAAGCAUUACCUAUGUUAAACUAUUUAUGUGUAAGUUUAUUAAAUAAUAAAUGAAUAAAAAAAAAAACAUUGUAAAAAUUUAUUAUAUAUUUGUUAAGCGUAAGCACAGAAUGAUGAACUAAAAAGAUAAAAAAUAAACAAAAUAUAAAUGUUUCUGUAUUUGAAAUAACCAAAACAUUUAAAAUGUAUAAGUGUAUGCUUUUGACAUAUUGAAAAUAAAAUUCGGAAAAAAAUAAAAAUUAAAAUCGCUGUAAAUUGCAUUAGUUCUGUGUAUUAA